CAAUGUGACAGCAGCAGAACUACAGGAUCAGCUACUAGAAUUUAGGAAUGAUCAUCCAACAGAUGGCUCUAUAAGACAGGAGGAGAUGGCUUCCACAGAGAGUGGGCUCCGUAUUCAGGGGGAUGAAAACCUGCAGUCCAUGCUGGUGGGGACAGUUAUGAGAAAAAUUAAGUCUCGUACUUGGAAAAAACAACGAUAUUUCAAGCUCCAGGAUGACUGCAUGACCAUCUGGUACAAAUCCAAGAAAGCUGGCAAAGCUCACUCUACCUUUUCUAUGAGGGAUGUGGAGGUAGUGCGAGAGGGCCAUCAAAGUGAAGUACUUCUCAGCAUCGCAGACGAGUUCCCUGCUAACCGAUGCUUCACGGUGGUGUUCCAUGGUCGCAGAGGAAACUUGGACCUGGUGGCCGAGUCAGCCGAGGAGGCCCAGUCCUGGAUCAAAGGCAUGAGGAAGCUGAUUGAAAACCUGGAAAACAUGGGAGAGAGGGAAAAACUAGACCAAUGGAUAGGUGACUGGUUCCAAAAGGCUGACAAGAACAACGAUGGCAGGAUGAACUUCAAGGAAGUGCGAGAUCUCCUGAGGAUGAUGAAUGUGGAUAUGAAUGAACACCAUGCUCACCGUCUGUUCACAAUGGCAGAUAAAUCACAGACUGGUGCCCUCGAAGGGGAUGAGUUUGUCUUGUUCUACAAGAUGUUAACCCAGAGAGAAGAUAUUUUGAACAUUUUCCAGGAGUACUCAUCUGAUGGUCAGAAGUUAUCCCAGAGUGACAUAGAGGACUUCCUGAGAAAGGAGCAGCUGGAGGAUGUUGAUAUCCAACACCAUGCUCAAGAGCUAAUUAAAUACUAUGAGCCCUCAGAUACAGCAAAACAACUGAAGGCUAUGACAUUUGAUGGCUUCUUGAUGUACCUCGGUUCUGCUGAAGGCUCUAUCUUCAGUCCAAAGUGCAGGGGCAUUUUUCAAGACAUGACUCAGCCGCUGUGUCAUUACUUCAUCUCCUCCUCCCACAACACAUAUCUGAUGGAGGACCAGCUCAGAGGACAAAGCAGUGUGGAAGGAUACAUCAGGGCUCUUAAUCGCGGCUGCAGGUGUGUGGAAGUAGACUGUUGGGAUGGUGCCAAUGGAGAGCCCAUUGUCUAUCAUGGACAUACAUUCACCUCUAAAAUCCUCUUCAAGGAUGUGGUCAAUGCAGUGGGAAAAUAUGCUUUCAAGAUAUCAGAAUAUCCAGUUAUUCUGUCAAUCGAGAACCACUGCAGUGUUGACCAGCAGAGAGUCAUGGCCCAACACCUCAAGCACAUUCUUGGGGACAAGUUGCUUAGAGGCAUGUUGGAUGGCAGGGCCCCAGUAGGGCUUCCAUCUCCUGAGGAACUUAAAGGGAAGAUUCUUCUGAAAGCAAAAAAAAUUGGUGGUUUAGAGGAAACACUCAAUGGGACUGUUGAAGACUCGCUGACAGGAGAGGUCAGUGAUGAAGAUGAAGUAGCAGAAAUAGAUGAAGAAAUUCUUCAUCGUGAGAGUAUCCGGCGCAGAGUAAAGAAGUCAAAGCAGCGUUUGUCUAAAGAGCUGUCAGACUGUGUGGUCUACUGCAAGAGUGUUCACUUCAGGAGCUUCAAACAUGCCCGCAUCCACUCCAAGUUCUACGAAGUGGCCUCUUUCACAGAGUCCAAAGCUCGCAAGCACCUACGAGAGGCUGUUGCACUGAAUUUCCAGACAGCUGGAGAGGGGAUGGAUUUAAAUGAUGGCCUGUUCAGUCAGAAUGGACGCUGUGGCUAUGUCCUGAAGCCAGCUUUCAUGAGAGACAAAAAUGACAGGUUUGACCCUGAGCUGCCUCAGAAACGAGAUGACUACCAACCCAUCGUCCUUACCAUUCAGGUGAUAAGUGGCCAGCAGUUGCCUAAAGUCAACAUCAAAGAGGAUUCUAUAGUGGAUCCUCUAGUCAGAGUGGAGAUCCAUGGAGUUCUGAUGGACCAGGCCAAACAGGAAACCAGACACAUUGAAAACAAUGGAUUCAAUCCCCUGUGGAAUGAUACUCUGCGCUUUACCAUCCACACACCUGAACUGGCUCUGGUCCGCUUUGUGGUGGAAGACUACGACAAGACAUCCAAAAACGACUUUGUGGGGCAAUUUACACUCCCACUCAGCUGUAUGCAAAAAGGUUAUCGUCACAUUCACCUUUUGUCCAGAGACGGAACCAGGAUUUCUCCCUCAUCCUUGUUUGUUCAUGUCAGGAUCACAGAUCUGGAAUGACCUGAAAGGAUUUUCUGCAAAGAACAGCUUUCCACCUUGUAUUUAAUAAUGGAAGUCCAUUUAUAUUUGUCUCAUAAAGCAUUAGAUUAAGUGUUAGUAUUGCAAUAUUCUUAUUUGAAGUGAAUCGAAAUUUUAUGCCAAAUGUGAAGCGAUUCUAAAGAGCUGAUGCAAGGAUGGCUGCUCUCCAUCUUAUAGUGUGUGCGCAGGCGUGUGUGUGUGUGUGUUGGGUUGUUAGUGACUGCAUGCAUGUGGAUUUCUGCUGUUCUUGUUUAUUGUGCUGUAGUGGAGAAUGUGCCACCAGAUAUCUGAGUCAGGAAAUUCCUUCCCUUGCUUUAUGUAUCCGUCUGCAUUGCUCCUGUCUUCAGUUCGGCUCCUACUGUCAUGAUGGAGUUCUUACACACACUUUCAGUGGACAGCAUUUUUCCACCUUCUCUUUGAAGCACAUUGGUCUGAGUUGAAGCUGAAGUGAGGAACUCCUCACAGUUCAGUGUGUGUACAUAAUACAUAAUUGUGUGAAUUUAUUUUUGUAUUUAUACCAUGAUAUUUAUAGCAAACUGUAAACCUUUUUUGUUUGUUUUGUAUUGGACAUAUUUUCAUUGAGCACAAUCAGGAAGAAAUAAAAGACUUACAGACUGUA
Molecule: messenger RNA, 2876 nt
Organism: Xiphophorus couchianus (Monterrey platyfish)
Lineage: Eukaryota; Metazoa; Chordata; Actinopteri; Cyprinodontiformes; Poeciliidae
Gene: plcd4a
Product: phospholipase C, delta 4a
Exons: 15
Coding region: 86-2239 (717 amino acids)
Biological process (GO): lipid metabolic process; intracellular signal transduction
Cellular component (GO): plasma membrane
Molecular function (GO): calcium ion binding; phosphatidylinositol-4,5-bisphosphate phospholipase C activity
Source: RefSeq, a predicted model, not a curated record